AUGACAGUGAAAUGCAAAAGAGUUCAAGGUCCAUCUCUGGUGGGAGCUGUAAAGAAGGACUGGGCUUCUCCAAACAGCAUCGCUCUCUCCUGGCAGCAGCCCGAAGAAACAACACUUCCCAUCAUUGACUAUGAAGUCAAAUAUUAUGAAAAGGAACAAGAGCAGUUGAGCUACUCGUCAACACGCACCAGAGCUCCCAGUGUGAUCGUCUCGGGUUUGAAGCCGGCAACCUGGUACAUCUUCAGCGUUCGCACCCGGACUGCCGGUGGAUUCAGCUCCUACUCUCCAAAAUAUGAAUACCAAACUACAGGUGACUCUUCAGACAUCGCUUCUGAUCAGGGCCAGGUGUUGGUCAUUGUAACAGCAGCAGUCGGCGGUUUCACCCUUCUCAUCAUCCUCACGCUCUUCCUCCUCAUCACUGGAAGGUGCCAGUGGUACUUCAAGGCCAAGAUGACCUCGGAGGACAAAAGACGGACCGACUAUCAGAACGGACACGUCCCUUUUCCGGGAAUAAAGGCGUAUGUGGACCCCGACACAUACGAGGAUCCCACACAGGCCGUCCACGAAUUCACUAAAGAAAUCGACCCGUCCAGGAUCCGCAUUGAGAGGGUGAUCGGAGCAGGGGAAUUUGGCGAGGUGUGCAGCGGCCGCUUGAGAACGCCGGGCAAAAAGGAGAUUGCGGUGGCAAUAAAGACGCUGAAAGGAGGCUACGUAGAACGUCAACGGCGGGACUUCCUGCGGGAGGCGUCGAUCAUGGGCCAGUUUGACCAUCCCAACAUCAUCAGACUGGAAGGAGUGGUCACCAAAAGCAGGCCUGUGAUGAUCGUAGUAGAGUACAUGGAAAAUGGGUCGCUGGACUCGUUUCUUAGACAACACGACGGUCACUUCACAGUCAUCCAGCUGGUCGGCAUGCUGCGUGGCAUCGCCGCGGGCAUGAAGUAUCUGUCAGACAUGGGCUACGUUCACCGAGACCUGGCAGCCAGAAACAUCCUGGUCAACAGCAAUCUGGUGUGCAAAGUGUCAGACUUCGGCCUGUCCCGGGUGCUGGAGGACGACCCGGAGGCUGCGUACACCACAACGGGGGGUAAGAUCCCGAUCCGAUGGACGGCUCCAGAGGCCAUUGCAUACAGAAAGUUUUCCUCGGCCAGCGAUGCGUGGAGUUACGGCAUAGUCAUGUGGGAGGUGAUGUCUUACGGAGAGCGGCCCUACUGGGAGAUGUCCAAUCAGGAUGUGAUUCUGUCCAUUGAAGAGGGCUAUCGGCUGCCGGCACCGAUGGGCUGCCCUGUGGCCCUGCACCAGCUGAUGCUGCACUGCUGGCAGAAAGAGAGGAAUCAUCGACCGAAGUUCGUGGAUAUCGUUUCCUUCCUGGAUAAACUAAUUCGUAACCCCAGCAGCCUGCUGCCGCUGGUAGAGGACCUCCAGAGUCUACCAGAAUCCCCGGCGGAGGACAUGGAUUACCCAAUGUUCAUCUCUGUUGGCGACUGGCUGGAUUCUAUAAAGAUGACUCAGUACAAAAGCAAUUUUAUGGCAGCAGGCUUCAACACAUUGGAUUCUGUGGCGAGGAUGAGUAUUGAAGAUGUGAGGCGUAUUGGAGUGGAGCUGAUCGGCCACCAGAGGCGGAUCAUCAGCAGCAUACAGACCCUUCAGUUUCAGCUGCUGCACGAACAGGAGAAGGGCUUCCAUGUAUGAGGACGCCCGUUUUUGUUGCAGCCUGGGACGGACAGGUAGUCGAGACAGGAGGAAGUGAAGUCUAACCCAGCCAAGGGACGGUCUACAGCCUGUGCCUGAGUGUCGAGUCCUCAUCUCAUGCAGGACGUCAUUGAAAGGACUAUUCCAGCGUAAAUCUCCCUGGUCUCCUACUCUUCCCUUUGGACUUUUUUUCUACUGAAAACCCCUCACGUCGUACACCUGGUUCUGCCAGACUACUCCAGCCUGAUUGACUCCACAGACUGGCCCAGGCCCUCACUUAGGGGAAUGUAAUGCCUUGUUGCAACAGCCGUACUUUUUGUGUGUGGAGCAACAAUACUAGAAAUGUAGAUUUGCAAAUGUAAUCUACCAAAUCUUUGGACUUUGUUUUCUUUUUCUUGCUCAUGUAGCUGCUAUCGGGUGUGCAAUCUAUCUGUUUUUGUCCUUUUUAAAAGAGAAAUAACCUCAGUAUUUUUUAGUUUAGUUUAUUUAAUAUAAAGGUUUAUUUGGAUUGUUUUAGUUACCUGAUGUCCAGAGAAUCUGGUACACUAAUACUUGAAGGAAGACGUGAAAAGUACGUUAUAGAGAUUUACUGAAUGUUUAAAAGUGUAUAGACAGUUAAUUAUUAUUAUAACCUAAUAUCAAUAUAUGUGCAGUCGUGUAUGUGAAAGCCCUAGUAAAUCUGGAACUUAUUUAAAUGUUUUAUUUAUUUAAAAGAUUUUUUUUUUUUUAUCUAAAUCAGCAAUACAGUCUUAUGCAGUCACCUCAGCAUCUCUGUGGGAGAUGAAUCAUGAAACGACAGACUUCCACCGGUUCCUAAUGUCUUGCAGAAAAAUCACCCUGCAGGUCUGACGGUUUUUAGCAACCAGUGUAGACACAGUCGUGUGAUCAACUUUACUUGGUUUUGUUUCGCUUUUGAUUGUGAAUGUUAAACAUUGCCUGAAAAACUCCACAAACUCCACUGUCUUACUAUAUGAAUGUUCACAGAAUUUAGAUAUUUCCAGUUGCUUUUCUUCAUCUGGAGAGCUAACGCGGACUCACACGGUUCUUCCUGUCGCAUCAUGUCGUUUUGCCUCAACACACACACUCAAACACAGCCAAAAACCUACAAAAUUCCCCACUUUUGAUUUGAGUUCUACAACUAACUCGGCUUGUGAGGACGGAGGAGACGGAGACAAUUUCUGGUAGAUUUAAACAAAUGCUUGUGCUUACUUUGUGGUCAUGUGAAGAUUGUAGCAAUUGUGGCAGUAAGCUUAGUCUGAUAUGAAGAGGGAAUAGAUAUGUUGGCAGAGAAUAACUAAUAUUACGAUUGUUUGGCCAAGGAGAAAGAGAGGUGCGCAACAUAAGCAGCAGCAUCAUAAUUCAUCUUGUGUCAUUUUAGCAUGAGCAGGAACACACAAACACACACAGAAUGCCUUACAGUCUGUUAGCCAUGCAAGCCAGAAAGUCUUUAUAGAAGCUCACAAGUGCAGUCACAGGACCUAGUUUUGUUUUGUUUUUCUUUGAAUUGUAUGACAUUAAUUAUCUGCAGCUUUUAUAACUCACAGAUUAAACCCAACUGGAUCUGGAGAUGUGUGCCUUUUGGGUCACAGCGAGGUCGGUCAUGCACACACACACACACACACACACUCACCCCUCUACAUGACUUCUGAGAUUAUCAGAUGCUGUUUGUUUAGCAUGUUCUACUGCUGAGCAAUGUUAGAACGUUCUUUUGUACAAAGUACAAGUAUACUUAUUAUAAUUCUUGUAUUUUAUUUUUCUAUCAUUUCCAAAGAGAUGUUGUAGAUCUUGCACACUGUAAGAGGCAGUUACAGCGGAUAUUUAUUUGCAAAUAAAGAUGAACGGUUCUGAUGG
Poecilia latipinna (sailfin molly) is the source of this 3540-nucleotide messenger RNA. RefSeq names its product ephrin type-A receptor 6-like. Gene Ontology annotation, biological process: ephrin receptor signaling pathway; axon guidance; protein phosphorylation. Gene Ontology annotation, cellular component: plasma membrane; dendrite. NCBI's taxonomy places the organism in Eukaryota, Metazoa, Chordata, Actinopteri, Cyprinodontiformes, Poeciliidae. The transcript is spliced from 13 exons. The record is from RefSeq and is a predicted model, not a curated record. Bases 1 to 1689 code for a protein of 562 amino acids. Gene Ontology annotation, molecular function: ATP binding; protein binding; transmembrane-ephrin receptor activity.